This is a messenger RNA of Microthlaspi erraticum, 1329 nucleotides long. Lineage: Eukaryota; Viridiplantae; Streptophyta; Magnoliopsida; Brassicales; Brassicaceae. The record is from the annotation of a GenBank genome assembly.
AUGGCUGAAACGUCGGCAUCUCCGACAAAGCGAUCUGUUCCAGCUCCGGUGCUAUUGUCCGAUUCGGCGGCGAAAGACAUGAUGAUCAGCUGGUUUCGCGGAGAGUUCGCGGCGGCCAACGCCAUCAUCGAUGCGCUGUGCGGGCACCUAAUGGAGGGGAACGGAUCGGCGGCGGAAUACGAGGGUGUGAUGGCAGCGGUUCAUCGGCGGCGGCUCAACUGGAUCCCAGUGCUCCAGAUGCAGAAAUACCAUUCAAUCUCUGAGGUCACGCUCGAGCUACAGACAGCGACGGCCAAGAGGCUCGACAAAGGCAUUGUGCAGAAUGCAGAAAUCGACGAUGAUUCCCCAACUAGCGAUAUCACAGAUUCCGGAAGUGGAGAAGAAGAGGGGGUGAUGAGGAUAUGCUGGAAGCACGAGGAAGAAUGCGAGUCAGGGGUGAAGCAGUCAAAGCGUUUCUCGGCAAAGGAACAUGUCAGAGGACACACGACCAAUGUUGUCAAGGGGCUAAAACUGUACGAGCAUGUCUUCACUGGAACUCAACUCUCCAAGCUUCUGGAUUCUGUGAAUGUGCUCCGUGAGGCUGGUCGGAACCAUCAACUUUCAGGGGACACCUUUGUUCUCUUCAACAAGAACAGUACUACAGGAACCAAGAGAGAGCUUAUUCAGCUUGGAAUUCCCAUUUUCGGGGAUGAACACUCAGUGGCACCUAUCCCAAGCCUUCUUCAAAGUGUGAUCGAUCAUCUCCUUCAGUGGCGCGUGAUUCCCGAAUACAAACGACCCAAUGGCUGUGUCAUCAACUUCUUUGACGAGGAGGAACACUCCCAACCAUUCCAGAAGCCACCUCACGUGGAUCAACCCAUCUCCACUCUUGUCUUGUCUGAAUCAACCAUGGUCUUUGGACACAGGCUCGGGGUCGACAAUGAUGGCAACUUCAGAGGCUCACUCACUCUCCCUCUCAAGCAAGGGUCGUUGCUUGUGAUGAGAGGUAACAGCGCCGAUAUGGCUAGGCACGUCAUGUGUCCAUCCCCCAACAAAAGAGUCGCUAUCACCUUCUUCAAACUCAAACCGGUCUCCGGUAAGGUCCAGCUGCCGCCAACCCUAUGGCGACCACCUCCCCCAUACGGAGUGGUCAGAGCUCCAUUGGUGAUCCUAGCUCCGCCUCCCAAGAGGCUAGACGCCGGCACUGGAGUUUUCUUGCCGUGGACACCGCCACUGUCAAGAAAACCAGCCAAGCAUCUGCCUCCGCGCGUCCAGAGGCUGCGUCUCCUAUCAUCAGCCAAGUCGGUGGCUGUUCGUGAAUCCUCUUCGCCGGAGAUCGGAGUGAGCUGA